Messenger RNA from Lucilia sericata (common green bottle fly), 2182 nucleotides. Its product is annotated as sodium-independent sulfate anion transporter-like. Gene Ontology annotation, biological process: transmembrane transport. The coding region runs from base 82 to 2025 and encodes 647 amino acids. NCBI's taxonomy places the organism in Eukaryota, Metazoa, Arthropoda, Insecta, Diptera, Calliphoridae. Gene Ontology annotation, cellular component: membrane. The record is from RefSeq and is a predicted model, not a curated record. Gene Ontology annotation, molecular function: sulfate transmembrane transporter activity. The transcript has 5 exons.
AGUCUGUUUUGGAAUACGCUGGAGUAAUGUUGUAGAUUUGAAAAAAAACUGUGCUGAACGUUAAACAAAAACUGUUGCAAAAUGUCGCUAAAUGAUGUAACAACAAAUUCAAUGGAUUGUAUAAUGAUAACGGAUCAUCAAACGGUGUCUCGUAGUCGUCUGGCGCUAAAGGCCAAUGAAUCAUCGUUGGCAGAUUUAACAGCUGAGACUGAGAGUAAAACAAAAUAUCGUGCGUGUUUGGAUAAAGUGUUUAAUAGAAAUGUUCUGCAACGUCAUUUACCGGUUGUGCAGUGGCUACCGCGUUAUAAUAAAGAUGAUUUUAUAGGAGAUAUAAUAGCGGGUAUAACGGAUUCUCUGGCAGCCAUACCAUUAGCUUUGGCAUUUGCCGGCAUAGCGGGUCUACCAACAGAGUUUGCUCUUUACAGUUCAUUCAUGGGCAAUAUAAUUUACACCAUAUUCGGUUCUUGCAAAGAUAACAUUUUAGGUUCAACGGCUAUAGCUUCCCUAUUAACCUUUCAAGUUGCCCAUGGCAAUUGGCAGAAAUCCUUGCUGUUUACACUUUUAUCGGGCCUAAUCGAAUUAGGAAUGGGUUUAACUCGUUUAGGUUUUGUUAUAGAUUUUGUUUCGGGUCCUGUAAGUUCCGGCUUUACUAGUGCCGUAGCUUUAAUUAUUUUCACCUCACAAAUUAAAAAUAUUCUAGUGGUGAAAAGUACGGGUAAAUCUUUUUUGGAAAAUUGGAUUUCUAUGAUAAAAGACAUACACAAUUAUCGUAUUCCCGAUACUAUUUUAGGUUUUAGUAGUAUUGCCAUACUAGUUCUACUCCGUUAUGUGGGCAAUUUAAGAAUUAAUCCUAAAGACAAUCAAGAUAUGAAAAAACUGCAUGUAGUUCUAAAUAAAAUUGUAUGGUUUUUGGGAGUUUCACGCAAUGCUCUUUUAGCGGUUGUUACUGCGGCUAUAGUAGGUUAUUUAGAACACCAGGGUUUUAGUUAUUUUAAAUUAACCGGUUAUAUACCAUCGGGUUUUCCACCAGUUGAAGUGCCCGCUUUUACAAUUGCAAGUAACGUAACCGCAAAUGGUAUGGAAUCGGAAGUAACUGAAGAUUUUUGGGAUUUACUACAUGACUUUGGUUCAGCUUUAAUUGUCAUACCGCUGAUAUCACUUUUGGAGACUAUUGCUGUGUGUAAAAAUUUUGCGAAUGGAAAACCCGUUGACACAAAUCAGGAGUUAAUCGCCUUAGGUUUAGCUAAUAUAUCCAAUUCAUUUUUCCGUGGUUAUCGUAUUAAUGGUGGUUUAGCCAGAGGUUCGGUGAAUACAGCAAGUGGAGGCAGGACACAAUUCGUAAAUGUUUACAUCAGUGUUAUAGUAAUAUUGGCCAUGUUAUUUUUGGCAGAAUAUUUUUACUAUAUACCCAAGGCCACACUGGCAGCUAUAAUUAUAGCAGCUGUACUAUUUCAAUUGCAAUAUCAAGUUAUAGUACCUAUGUGGCAUAGUAAAAGAUCGGAUGUUUAUGUGGGUUUAUUGGCAUUUGUUGCCUGUUUGAUAUUGCCCCUAAGUGUAGGCAUAGCUAUUGCCAUUGGUAUUAAUGUUUUAUAUAUUCUAUAUCAUUCAGCUAGACCUAAAAUAUCGGUAGAUCAAGUAAAGACUCCCAGCGGCAAACAAUUUCUAAGACUUACACCCGACCGCUGUUUGAUCUUUCCCUCCAUGGAGUUUGUACGCAAUAAGGUUUUAAAAUCAGGUCUUAAGUAUUCACUUCCCGUUGUCUUUGAUUGCACUUAUAUAUAUGCCAGUGAUUUUACAACGGCAAAAGUUAUCGAAUCUAUUAUAAAUGAUUUUAAUUCUAGAAAUCAAAAAUUAAUAUUUUUCAAUUUACGUCCAAAUGUAGCCAAGGUUUUUGCAACAUUACAUUCGAAAUUUAUUUUAUGUUAUUCAUUAGACUGUAUAGAAAAAUUAUUAGAUGAUAACAGUCUAAAAACUGGAAGUACCAAUGUUAAUAAUAGUAGUAAUAUAGAAAUAACGGAAUUAUAAUUUCAUGCCGUAAAUUAUGCUAUAGAAAUAAGUUAAGAGAAAAAAGCUGUGUUUUAAAGCUUUAAAAAGUUUACACUGUUCAAAAUUUAAUAUAAAUAAUUAAAUUAAUUGAAAAUUAGUUUGUAAGAAUAAAAUAAAUGAAAUAUUUAAAACAAUA